AUGUUGGAAUAUUGGCCGGAGAUGCUGUACUCAGGGAUCAGAGAGAGAUGCUGGGUCGUUUCUCGCCUAAUGUCCGUGCUGGUUGGAUUUACCAUUCUACGGGAGAACGGCGUUCUGAUAGAGGACAUUGUGCGCUCAACUGCCGCCCUGGGCAACCCUACUAGCCUUAUGGUGCACUACAUCGAAGGAGGAGCGCGCUCUGGGCGUGAGUUCAAACCAGAUGGUGAGAUGGACGUUUGGUAUGGCCUCCUGGUCCUGGCCAUGGUCGUAGCCAGGACCACUCUCACACACUAG
Molecule: messenger RNA, 294 nt
Organism: Clonostachys byssicola
Lineage: Eukaryota; Fungi; Ascomycota; Sordariomycetes; Hypocreales; Bionectriaceae
Source: the annotation of a GenBank genome assembly